This is a messenger RNA of Lactuca virosa, 3416 nucleotides long. The record is from the annotation of a GenBank genome assembly. Lineage: Eukaryota; Viridiplantae; Streptophyta; Magnoliopsida; Asterales; Asteraceae.
UUCCGCUAUAUUCCAGCUCUCUCUCUGUCCUCCGCGUGUAUCAGAUUCUCUCUCCUCUCCAAAUUUUCGUAAGAUCACUCAUUCGCCAAACAUCAUCACAAAUCCAGCCAUAAAUCUCUCACUCCACACACACAAUUCUACCAAAUCUCAGAGUGGAAGAGAGGUUUAAUGGCGGGAAACGAUUGGAUAAACAGUUACUUGGAAGCCAUACUUGAUGUAGGUCCUGGACUUGAUGAUAAAAAAUCAUCCUUGCUCCUUCGUGAAAGAGGCCGUUUUAGCCCGACACGCUACUUCGUUGAUAACGUUAUCGGCUUCGAUGAGACUGAUCUUCAUCGCUCCUGGGUUAAAGCCCAAGCGACGAGGAGUCCUCAAGAGAGGAACACCAGACUUGAGAAUAUGUGUUGGAGGAUUUGGAAUUUAGCUCGCCAGAAAAAACAGCUUGAGAAUGAGGAAAACCAUAGAGUGGCCAAACGCCGAAUUGAACGUGAAAAAGGUCGCAGAGAAGCAGUUGCAGAUAUGUCAGAAGACUUAUCAGAAGGGGAAAAAGGAGAAAACAUCAACGAUGUAUCUGUUCAUGGUGAAAGCCACAGAGGUCGUUUGCCCAGAAUGUCCUCCUUGGAUGCCAUGGAAGCAUGGGCCAAUACACAAAAGGGGAAAAAACUCUAUCUUGUAUUAAUAAGUCUUCAUGGGUUAAUACGUGGUGAAAACAUGGAGCUAGGUCGUGAUUCUGAUACAGGUGGACAGGUGAAGUAUGUAGUGGAACUAGCAAGGGCAUUAGCGUCAAUGCCAGGUGUCUACAGAGUUGAUUUACUUACAAGACAAGUAGCUUCACCAGAAGUAGACUGGAGUUAUGGAGAACCAACAGAAAUGUUAUCUCCAAGAAACUCAGAUGGAAUGACAGAUGAAAUAGGAGAAAGUAGUGGAGCAUAUAUAAUCCGUAUUCCAUUUGGUCCAAAAGACAAAUAUGUCCCUAAAGAGCUUCUAUGGCCCCACAUCCCUGAAUUUGUUGAUGGAGCACUUGGACACGUCAUCCAGAUGUCAAAAGUUUUGGGUGAGCAAGUUGGUGGUGGAUACCCUGUGUGGCCUGUUGCCAUUCAUGGACAUUAUGCUGAUGCUGGUGACUCAGCUGCCAGGCUGUCAGGUGCCCUAAAUGUUCCCAUGCUUUUUACUGGUCAUUCACUUGGAAGAGAUAAGUUAGAACAGCUUUUAAGACAGGGGAGAUUAACAAAAGAUGAAAUCAAUGCUACUUAUAAGAUCAUGAGAAGAAUUGAAGGUGAAGAGAAUAGUCUUGAUGCAUCUGAGAUUGUUAUAACAAGCACUCGACAAGAGAUAGAUGAACAAUGGAGAUUAUAUGAUGGUUUUGACCCUGUGCUUGAAAAGAAACUUAGAGCUAGGAUCAGACGGAAUGUUAGCUGUUAUGGAAGGUUCAUGCCUCGUAUGGUUGUAAUUCCACCUGGGAUGGAGUUUAAUCAUAUUGUUCCACAUGAUGUGGAUGGUGAAAAUGAAGGAUCAGAAGAUCAUCAGACUUCUCCAGAUCCACCUAUUUGGACAGAGAUAAUGCGAUUCUUCACCAAUCCACGUAAGCCCAUGAUUCUUGCACUUGCUAGACCAGAUCCCAAAAAGAACCUUACAACUUUGGUUAAAGCAUUUGGGGAGUGUCGCCCAUUAAGAGAGCUUGCUAAUCUUACAUUAAUUAUGGGUAACAGAGAUAACAUUGAUGAAAUGUCAAGCACAAGUGCUUCAAUGCUUCUUUCCAUUAUUAAAAUGAUUGAUAAAUAUGAUCUUUAUGGUCAAGUCGCCUACCCUAAACAUCAUAAACAGAGUGAUGUCCCUGAUAUAUACCGAUUAGCAGCAAAAACCAAGGGUGUUUUCAUCAAUCCAGCUUUCAUUGAGCCAUUUGGACUCACUUUAAUCGAGGCUGCUGCUCAUGGGCUACCAAUGGUUGCCACGAAAAACGGAGGCCCAGUAGACAUACAUCGGGUACUUGAUAAUGGUUUACUCAUCGAUCCACAUGACCAAAAAUCAAUAGCGGAUGCUUUACUAAAACUCGUUGCAGACAAACAACUUUGGUCAAAAUGUAGGUCAAACGGAUUAAGAAACAUUCAUCUCUUUUCAUGGACUGAACACUGCAAAACCUACCUAUCACGUAUCGCCACGUGUAAGCCACGUCACCCCGGGUGGCUAAAAAACGACGACGAUGAGGAAACUUCAGAAUCCGAUUCACCAAGCGAUUCCCUACGCGAUAUGCAAGACAUUUCUCUAAACCUAAAGUUCUCAAUGGACGGGGGAGAAAAAGGUAAUUCCAUAAACCCCGAGGACCGAAAUAGUAAAUUAGAAAACGCUGUUUUGUCGUACACAAAAAGUAUCGCGAAGGUAAAUCCGGAGCAACCGAAGUUCCCGGCGUUGAGACGGAGGACGCAUAUAUUUGUGGUGGCGAUUGACGACGACGACGUGGAGGGUAUUUUCGGAAAUGUUAGGAAGAUUUUUGAGGCGGUUGAUAAGGAGAAGAAAGAAGGUUCGAUUGGGUUUAUUUUGGCGACUUCGUUACAAAUUGCGGAAGUUCAUUCGUUUUUGGUGAAGAAAGGGGUGAAUCCUGCGGAUUUUGAUGCGUUUAUUUGUAAUAGUGGAGCGGAUUUGUAUUAUUCUUCUUCUCAUUCUGAAGAUAAUCCGUUUGUGUUUGAUUUAUAUUAUCAUUCGCAUAUUGAGUAUCGAUGGGGAGGUGAAGGACUUCGGAAGACUUUGGUCAAAUGGGCGUCUUCUAUCAUUGAUAAAAAAGCUGAGAAGAAAAGUGAACAACAUGUUGUUACAGAAGAUGAAGAAGUCACAACGAAUUACUGUUAUGCUUUUAACAUUCACAAACCUGGAUUAGUGCCACCUGUCAAGGAGCUUCAAAAGUUAAUGAGGAUUCAAGCUCUUCGUUCUCUUAGGUACUUGUAUCUAAGGUGGGGUAUGGAGUUAUCAAAAGUGGUGGUAUUUGUUGGAGAAAGUGGGGACACAGAUUAUGAAGGGUUUCUAGGUGGGGUCCACAAGGUGGUUAUAAUGAAAGGAGUUGGAAACAGUAACAGCAAUCAGCUUCAUGCGAAUAGAGUCUAUCCGCUUUCAGACGUUAUUCCUACUGAAAGUGGUAAUAUCAUUCAGACAUCUGAAGAGUGUAGCAGUGGUGAUAUUCGUGCUUCAUUGGGAAAACUUGGAGUUCUGAAUGGGUAAAGACUAAAGACAUGACUUUACAGGUGAUAUGUUUUCAUUGAAAUUUGAAUAUACUUUUUUAUGAGUUUAUCAAAGUAUAAGAAAAAAGGAAAAAAAUAUAUGAUAUGAUUUGUACAGAAGUUAUAUAAAUGAGGCGAAUACUGUAUUUCCGCUUGUAACGGUUUUAAUAUUUUUACCUGAGUAUUGAAGGUUUAAUAUGGUUUUGAUUU